AUGUCAAGAGUAGCAAGAGCACAAUGUGCCAACUGUACCUGCUCGCCCGGCUUGUUAUCAAGAACUAAUAGGAAAUCUUCAGUAUUUGCUAAAAGGAUUAAUCUCAAUCGUAUCAACUCCGGUUACAAGGAUCCAAAUUCCCCUUCAAGGAAAGGGUCGGUAUUCACCUUGAAUCCUUCAUCCUUGUGUUUGCCGGAAGCUAAGGAAGUCAACACAACUAAGAGAUUGGAAAAAUUGAGAAAUGAAAUGAAACAAUAUGAUUUAGCUGUUUAUAUUGUACCAAGCGAAGAUCAGCACCAAUCGGAAUAUACUUCAGCAUACGAUCAAAAGAGAAGUUUUAUUAGCGGUUUUAGUGGAAGUGCCGGUAUUGCUAUUGUCACUAGAGACUUGAACAGUGUUGGACUUGGAGGAAAAGGAAACAGCAAUAAUGUUACUGCUGCUGCUGCUGCUGCUGAUGAUGAUGAUGAUAUUGUGCCCCAGGGGGGAAGUGCCGCAUUGUCUACCGAUGGAAGAUAUUUUACUCAAGCAUUGGACGAAAUGGACUUUAAUUGGACCUUGUUGAAACAAGGCGCAAAGGGUGAACCUACAUGGGAAAAAUGGACUGUUCAACAAGCUGCCCAAUUAAGUUUAGAUAGUGGCAGUACCGCCAAAAUUGGUGUUGAUCCGAAAUUAGUCACUUUUGAACAAGUAAAAAACUUGAAUAAAGUGAUAGAUGAACAGAAGUUGGAAACCCCAAAAGCGCAAGUUGAGUUGGUUGCAGUGAAUGAAAACUUGAUAAAUAAUAUAUGGGAAUCAUUUGAAACUUUGCCUGUAUCAAAUGCAGGUGAAAUCAAAGAAUUGGAUAUAACAUUUACCGGGAAAUCGGCAAAGGCCAAGAUUGAAGAAGUUAGAAAAGAAGUAUUUAAAGACUCCCGUAUCAAAGGAUUGGUUAUUACAGCAUUAGAUGAAAUCGCCUGGCUCUUAAACUUACGUGGACUGGAUAUUCCCUAUAACCCUGUUUUCUACAGUUUUAUUAUACUUACUCCAGAUACCAUAAAUCUUUACAUUGGAAAAGAACGGUUGUCGUCGAGAAUUACUGAAAACUUGGAAGCUAUUGAUAUUUCGAUUAAACCAUAUUCUGAUUUCUACAACGACUUGAACGUUAUAUCAAAAGACUUUGCAAAUUCAAAAAGCAAAUUCUUUAUCCCCAAGAAUGCCAACUGGGAAGUGAUUCGAAAUUUGAACUGUGCGUUUUCAGAAGGUUUAUCAACUAUAGAAUUACUAAAAUCACAAAAGAACGAAACUGAAUUGCAAGGAGCAAAAUUGGCCCAUUUGAAAGACGGAAGAGCAUUGAUUAAAUUCUUUGCAUGGCUUGAAGAUACCCUUAUUAAUGAACAAGAUAUCAUUGAUGAAAUUGCCGCAGAUGAAAAGCUUUUGGAGUUUAGGAAACAAGAAGAUAAUUUCGUGGGGUUGUCAUUUGACACCAUAAGUGCGAGCGGUGCAAAUGGUGCAGUUAUACACUACAAACCUGUGAAGGGCUCUGCUGCAAUGAUCAAUCCUCACAAAAUCUACUUGAACGAUUCAGGCUCACAAUUUUUAGAAGGAACCACAGAUACAACUAGAACUGUUCAUUUUGCUAAACCGUCACUGGAGCAAAUAAGAAAUUAUACAUUGGUAUUAAAAGGCAACAUUGCACUUGCAACAUUGAAAUUUCCUGAGGGGACUACGGGUAACUUGAUUGAUUCCAUUGCUAGACAAUUUCUUUGGAAAUACGGUUUAGACUAUGGCCACGGUACAUCACACGGGGUAGGGGCAUAUCUUAAUGUUCACGAAGGACCUAUUGGAAUUGGACGCAGACCAAACGCAGCAAAAAAUGAAUUGAAACCAGGAAACUUGAUUUCUAAUGAACCCGGCUUUUACAAAGAAGGAUCUUACGGAAUAAGAUUAGAAAAUGUAAUGCUUAUUAAACAAUCUGAUCAUUCAUUCAAUGGAAAGAAAUUUCUCCAGUUUGAAACUAUUACGAAAGUGCCGUUCUGUAAAAAAUUGAUUGAUGUAUGUUUAUUAACUGAUGAUGAAUUGAGUUGGUUAAAUAGAUAUCAUGCAGUGAUUUGGAAUGAAUUGAGUGGUAACUUUGAUAAGAACAGUAUGACUUACAAGUGGUUACGCAGAGAAACUGAACCCAUUUCCAGAUACUAA
Lodderomyces oxycetoniae is the source of this 2175-nucleotide messenger RNA. Its product is annotated as aminopeptidase P. The record is from RefSeq and is a predicted model, not a curated record. The transcript has a single exon. Gene Ontology annotation, molecular function: metalloaminopeptidase activity. The coding region runs from base 1 to 2175 and encodes 724 amino acids. NCBI's taxonomy places the organism in Eukaryota, Fungi, Ascomycota, Pichiomycetes, Serinales, Debaryomycetaceae.